Lagopus muta (rock ptarmigan) is the source of this 3415-nucleotide messenger RNA. Its product is annotated as endogenous retrovirus group K member 5 Gag polyprotein-like. Gene Ontology annotation, biological process: viral process. Gene Ontology annotation, molecular function: structural molecule activity. The record is from RefSeq and is a predicted model, not a curated record. The coding region runs from base 434 to 1468 and encodes 344 amino acids. NCBI's taxonomy places the organism in Eukaryota, Metazoa, Chordata, Aves, Galliformes, Phasianidae. The transcript is spliced from 2 exons.
CCCUCCUGAAAGGGAAGGACUGCCAUAUGAAACUAGCAAGCAUAAUUAACAGCUUCUUCGUUCCACGACCAAGAGCAAAACAUGUUCUGUGGAGAGAACACCUUUUGAUCACUGUACUGAUCAUAAUACAAAGAGCUAAUUAACCAAUGAUGUAUUGCUGUCAGCCACAUGAAUGUUAUCCGAUUUAAGUAUUGUAUACUCCUGUAGCUAAAAGAUAUAAAAACCCUGUAACAACAAUAAACUUUGCUUCUUGCGCCACCAGAGCCUAAGCCCGUCUGUCCCAGGCGUCUUGAGCUGGUCUCCGUCAUUUGGUGCCGAAACCCGGGAAUCUCGGACUCCAUAUGACAAAGGCGUCGCUUCCUCCCACGAGCCGCAGUUGGUAAGUUGAAAUAGGGAGGUAAGGACUAGGGAAUUGGACAGAUUGUUAAAUAAAAUGGGACAAGCUGCAAGUACAGAACGAGGCAUUUUUUCUGCAAUGCUGAAAUCAUUAUUAGUUGCCCGAGGAGUAAAAGUAACUCGGAGUCAGAUUAGUAGUUUUUUAGAUUUUAUAGAGGAAGUAUGCCCCUGGUUUCCCAGGGAUGGAACUAUUAAUAUUGAAACUUGGAAUAAAGUAGGUGAAAGACUCCAGGGCUAUUAUGCUGUGCAUGGUCCUGAGAAGGUACCUAUUGAUACUUUUACACUUUGGACUCUAAUAAAAGAAUGUCUCAGAGGAGACACGGGAGAUGAGAAGUGGCAGCGGACCACUCGCUCAACAGAAAAGUUAUAUCCUGCCUUGUCGCGAUCAAAAUCUCUUGAUCAUAUCCCUUUGUCUAUGCCAUCAGCACCCCCACCCUCCCCUCCCCAAUAUAAGCAACCUUUGAUUUGUAAAUUAGCAAACGACUUGCCGCCUUGUAAACCUCCUGGCACUAACAUAAAAAAGGAUAUUUUACCCCCUGAUGAUUGGGGAGAAUUAGAAAAAGAGGCUGCUGAAUAUCACCAUAAGGAUUUAGCAGCUGUAUUCCCAGCAUUACAGGUUGCUAAUGCCGCUGUGCAGACACAACAGACAGUCAAUCAGGCUCGAUCAGAUCCCCUUGCUGUUUCACCUGCCUUUCGAGCAGGGCGAAUGCCUCCCCCGCCUGGAGUAGAUGCUUUGCUUAUGCAACAAUACCCUAUGCAAUUAGCAUUAAAAGAAGCUAGGAAAGCUGGGGAGACAAUUUAUGAUUUUUCUGGGCACGUUUUUCCCGUGAUACAGAGCCAACAAGCAAAUGGAAACACAGUAAAUGAUUAUGAGCCUAUUCCUUUUAAACAACUGAAAGAGCUUAAAGCUGCUAAUAUUCUUCCCCCUUCUGACUGGAAAAGCUUGGCAAAGGCUGUGUUAAGUGGAGGUGAAUAUUUGCUUUGGACUUCCGAAUACGCGGAACGGUUCUUCUUGUGCCCCUUUAUUACCAGUUCCUCAUUUUGGAGUGAACCCCAGAGGAUUAAUGCCUAAUGAUUUAUGGCAGAUGGAUAUCACGCAUGUACCUUCUUUUGGAAAAUCUUCUUAUGUCCAUGUAACAAUUGACACUUUCUCUCACUUUGCAGUAGCCCUCAGACUUGUCUGGUGAAAAACUCUCUCAUGUAUGCAACCAUCUUUUGCAUUGUUUUAGCGUUAUGGGAACACCGAAAUCAUUAAAAACCGAUAACAAGCCAGCUUAUACGAAACCUCACCACGGUGGAUACUGGAGAGAUAUGUCCGUCAUGCUGAAUAACAAAGAUGGGAGAACUGCGAAGGAAGAUGCAGAGACUGACUCUAACCCAGACGAAUCCAUUGUGUGAACAAAUUAUAAUGCAGCAAGAUUGGGAUACCAAUGUUUCAACAGGAAUUCAUUGGGCUCUGAAUUUUCUCUAUAUAGAUUUAGCUAAGGGGACAAGAGGUUCUGGAACACCUCCCUUAAAUUUUCCUUUAUGUCAAAGCACAAUCACUCCAAAAACAGAAUUUGCACCUUUAUGGAGAGCAUGUCGAGCUAACGAAACAGUGUGCAUUGAUUCCACUAUCUGUGAUUGGAAUAUGAUAGGAAAUCAAGGGCGACCAAUUAAUUUGGUCCAUUAAUCAAUUAAUCCAAUUAAUUGGUCCAAUUAAUCCAUUGACUUGGAUUCAAAUAAAUAAUAAAUGGGCAAUGACUGCAGAGAGUUAUACAACUGAGUUUUAUAUGCGAGCUUGUGUUCCAGAACCUUAUGCCUUUUUAAGCGGACCGCUAAAUAUUGUGAAUAGCAUAGUGAGUUGUACCGAUUGUGUGAUCUCUAAUUGUCUUAAUAGUAGCAGUAGUUCCUUCUUGUUAGUAUAGCAACCUGAUUAUGUCUAUCUUCCUGUAAAUUUGACACAUUAUUGGUAUGCUGACAAGGGAAUGGAAAUUCUCCAAGAAGCUUCUUUGCAAUUAAUAGAGAGAUCUAAGCGAAUGGUCGGAUUAAUAAUAGCCGGAAUAGCUGCGCUCAUUGCUGCCAUAGCAGUAACUACAGUAGCUUCUAUUUCUUUAACAACUAGUAUUCAGACAGCAGCUUAUGUUAAUGAAUUAUCAAUUAAUGUAUCUAAAGCUUUACAAAAUCAAGCUACUUGGGAUGAAAAGAUUGAACUGCGUCUCAAUUCCUUAAAGGAUACAGUAGACAUCCUGGGAAGACAGUUACAAAUUAUAGCUACUCGUGAAUCUCUCUUAUGUCAUGCAGAAUACCGAGCUAUCUGUGUGACUCCUGUUGAAUACAAUAAUACCAAAUUCUCUUGGAACAAAAUACAAGAUCAUCUUCAAGGCAUAUGGAAUAAUGCGAACACACCAUUAGAUCUUAGGGAAUUGAGACAGCACAUUCAUGAUAUGAUACAAUCGCACCAUAUAGAUCUUUCAGUAGCAGCUCAAACUACUACAUUUAUAAGCGCUCUAAAAUCUGCAUUUCCGUCCUUCAAAUCAUUUAGAAAUGGAAUUUAUGGGCUGAUAGUCAUUGCCAUAAUGAUAAUAAUAGGAAUUCUUGCUUGUCCAUGCUUGAUGAAAAUGAUAACAAAUAAACUCCAAAAUUUGCAUAUAAAUCUUAAAAAAUUGGAAAUGGAAAACACAAAAAACAAACCACCACCACCCCUGGUCUAAUAAAAUAGAAAAGGGUGGAAUGAGGAAGACUGUUAAGCAAAACAGACCUGGCUGGCCUGAAAGGGUCAAACAGGGAACACGCGGCCCCUCCUGAAAGGGAAGGACUGCCAUGUGAAACUAGCAAGCAUAAUUAACAGCUUCUUCGUUCCAUGACCAAGAGCAGAACAUGUUCUGUGGAGAGAACACCUUUUGAUCACUGUACUGAUCAUAAUGCAAAGAGCUAAUUAACCAAUGAUGUAUUGCUGUCAGCCACAUGAAUGUUAUCCGAUUUAAGUAUUGUAUACUCCUGUAGCUAAAAGAUAUAAAAACCCUGUAACAACAAUAAA